AUGAUUUCGAAGGUACUCCUCUUAGCAAUGGUGCUGGCACGAGUCAGCAGUGUACCACAGGGACCGUCAUAUUUACCGCCCUCGGGGGCAGGAAGACCAGGAGGUACUGGUCAUCCAGACGAAUGGGCUGGGGAUCCAGUGAAUUACGAGUACUCGUACGAAGUGCAGGAUGCAGCUGCGGGCUUAGACUUUGGCCACCGUGAAAUGCGAAAGGAUGACGAGGCCAAAGGCUCUUAUCACGUUUUGCUGCCAGAUGGAAGAACACAAAUUGUCGAUUACAUUGCCGAUGCCGGUGGAUAUCGACCGAUGAUUCGAUACGAGGGAACAGCCUCGUAUCCAGCACCUGCUGGGGGUGGCGAGGGCUACAAAUACUGA
This is a messenger RNA of Diachasma alloeum, 375 nucleotides long. Its product is annotated as pro-resilin-like. The record is from RefSeq and is a predicted model, not a curated record. Lineage: Eukaryota; Metazoa; Arthropoda; Insecta; Hymenoptera; Braconidae. The transcript is spliced from 3 exons. The coding region runs from base 1 to 375 and encodes 124 amino acids. Gene Ontology annotation, cellular component: extracellular matrix.